CAUCUGGCAACUCUACGGCACACACGUGCAACUUCAGAGGAAUUUCGAUUCAGUUUUUAUUUAUUAAUUUUACGCGAUUUAAUAAUUGUUUUACUAUAAUACAAUGAAAAAUAAUGCCAAGAAGGAACCCCAGGAAGGGGGGGAGGGCAAGCAUCGGUUGCACAAUGUUCGCUUCUACACGAUGAAACCGACUGCCAUUGUCAGUAUGGCCUACAGUAAGACGAGCAAGUGCCUUGCUUUGAGUCGUCACGUACCCGUUAUACAGCUGUGGAACUUGAGGCACACCCCCUAUUUGGAUCAGGUAAUCCACCUGCCGCCCGAUUCGCCAGCGGAGUCUUUAGCUUGGGCGGGAAAUCGUCUGUUUUCCGUGGAUCUUACGGGCAAACUGAUCGAGUGGGAUCUGACAAACCUAAAGCCACGUCACGAGCACUCGCCCACCGGCAAUGCCCUCUGGAGUCUCGACGUUAACCCCGCUGAAACGGAAAUAGCCGUGGGUUCCGAGGAGGGACACAUCAACCUCCUGAGCAUCGAAAAUGACGAAAUCACCUAUAAAUCCCUUUUUACCAAACAAAGCGGUCGCGUUCUCUGCAUUAAAUUCGAUAAGACAGGAACGAAACUAGUGACCGGCACCGAGGGAUUUGUUCACAUCUGGAAUGUCCUUAAAGGAACCACGCUACACACCAUGACUCUUUCCGACAACAAUGUGAUUGUCUGGUCCCUUCAGGUCCUGUCCGAUAAUACGAUUAUUGCCGGCGAUUCGGCGGGAUUUGUGACGGUUUGGAAUGCAGAAAAUGCCACACAGAUCGAUUCCACACGAGUUCUGGAUAAAAACGUAUUUGCCCUGGCUGUAAAUGAAACGGAGGAUCGAUUGGUCUGCAGCGGAAUGCAGCCACCGCUCAUCCGGCUUUUCAACAAGACCCAGAUUAAGCGGGAGGAAUCCACCAGCGAGCGUUGGAUCAAGUUUCUGCAGCGCGAUGCCCACAAACACUAUGUGAAAUCCCUGGUGGUUAUACGUGAUAAGAUUUUCUCCGGAGGCUUGGAUGGUAUAUUGACUAUUACUUCCAGCCAUAAGAUGCGGGGAAAAAUGUCGCAGCAUGCUCCCUUCCUCAAGGGAUGCGUUGCCUCAUUGGCUAUCACGGAAAAGCUUUUGCUCCUACGUUAUCCCAGAAGCUUGCACCUGUGGCGCUUGGGCUCUGCGGCUUCGCAAGACAAGGAUAAGAUAACAGGAUGGGGACAGCCACUUGGUACUUCGGAGGAACUUCUUUUGGAGCAACCUCCCCAGAAACUUCUUCAAUUAAAUGUCAAAGGGCCAAACAUCACACAAGCUUCAGCCAUUUCACCCGAUGCAAACUGGAUUUGCUACUCUACUUCAGAUGAACUUCGUAUAAGGCGUUUGCAGAGGAAUCCUCUGCAGGUGGAGCGUCUGGUGGGUGAUCUCCCCAAGGAACUUCAACCAGCCAGCCACAUCAUCUUCACUAAGAAGAAAAGACUAGCUUUGCUGCAUCCUCAAAACAAUCAUCUUAGCUGGUUUGACUUGAAAGAAGAUAGCGUUAUCUUUAAAUACAGCGUCGAUUUGAGUGAUCAUUGCAAGAAUACCAUAAGCCAUCUAGUAGUUUCCUCAGGUGGCGAUUACCUUGUGGCAGCAACCUCAGACAAGAUAAUAUCGGUUUGGAACCUACAUGAGAAGCAGUACAAGCACCUUCUGAAUCUGCCAAAACACCAAGCGGGAACAACAGCUUUAUCAAUGCACGAGGAUCAUCCUCGUGUGGUGGUGGCCUACGCCAAUGGCCAGAUAGUGGAGUACGAUCUGGUCAAUCGGAAAUUUACCUGUGAAACUAAACGGUACCUGAUACCGGACACCCGGCAAUAUUGCAUCAAUGGUAUCACCUUGGAUCCAAGGAAUCCCAAUGUGUUUCUGGUUCACACAGAAACAAACUUGUAUGUUUUGGAGAGGAAUGACGAUUUUGAGCCAAAGGAGGAGCCAGUGGUCGAGAGCAAGACGAAGAAACUAUCUAAAGGAAACAGCUCCUCAGUUGCUGUCAAUACAAAGAGUUUGAGCCUUAAGACGCAGCUACCUCGGCAGCACCUGGUGCACGUGUCUCGGCUGAGCCCUAACGAACUUGUCAACGUCAGCAUUUCGACAAACAAUCUGUUGGCCACGCUGCCGCCGCCGUUCCAGCGGAAGAAGUUCGGUGCCUCGUAAACGGAUUGCUGGAGGAUGACGAUGUGGAGGGUCUCCACUUAGGUUUACCCAGUAGUUUCCACUUAGUUACCAAAUAAAAUCAAAAGUAGAAAACAA
Messenger RNA from Drosophila subpulchrella, 2299 nucleotides. RefSeq names its product U3 small nucleolar RNA-associated protein 4 homolog (gene l(3)72Dn). NCBI's taxonomy places the organism in Eukaryota, Metazoa, Arthropoda, Insecta, Diptera, Drosophilidae. Gene Ontology annotation, molecular function: protein binding; RNA binding. The record is from RefSeq and is a predicted model, not a curated record. Bases 104 to 2203 code for a protein of 699 amino acids. Gene Ontology annotation, biological process: maturation of SSU-rRNA from tricistronic rRNA transcript (SSU-rRNA, 5.8S rRNA, LSU-rRNA). The transcript has 3 exons. Gene Ontology annotation, cellular component: t-UTP complex; 90S preribosome; small-subunit processome.